UCCUCAUUCCAUACAUCAUCUCUUCCAGUUCAACGCCUUUCUUCUUGAUUUCUUCAUCCUCUGCAGUUUAUAGCUUCAAUGACGAACCCGAUUGCUAUUGCUCCUUCAAUCCCUGACUCCAGGGUUUCUUUUCCUGAUACCCUUUUGCAAUCUUUUGAGAAUCUUCAUCUCAACAAUAUUGGAAUUGGCAGCGAAUAUGCAAUUUCACCGUACUUAACAGCACCUGCUACGAGCAAUACAGGAGGAAUUUUUUUGGCCCCCAAUUUGCAGUUUCCUACAGAACGUUUCUUGCCUUCAAUCAACCAUGUCGGUGGCGGGGAGACCACGACUGCGGUACCGGUGCCUUCUGAAAACUCAAUAAUCCUCCGUUCGGCUUUGACUCCAUAUGGCUCCCAAAAACUCCAGCAGUAUUUAGCUUAUAAGGAUUCAGCAGUUAUAAACCUCGUAUUUGAAGCGGUAAUAGACUCAAUUUUCGAGAUCAUGACGGACCAGUUCGGACAUCAGGUGUUUGGAAACCUGAUUCCCCUCUGCAAUCAGAAUCAGCUGAAUAUGAUUGCAACCAUGAUUGUGAUGCACCAAGAUACAUUCAUCAAAGUAUGCCUUGAUAACUACGGUUCUCCUUCAGUGAAAAGGCUCAUCAAACUUCGGGUGAAAUCAUACUAUUUAGAUGGUGCGAUUGUGAGGGCUCUGCACCAGGGGUUCCUACAAUUGAUGGUCCAUAAAACGGGAUGUCACGUUAUAUUGCAAUGCAUGGAGACCCUUAGUAUUGAAGACAAUGAGUUACUGUAUGAAGCAACUAUAAACAAUUUCUUUGAUUUGGCUAUGGAUGUUAAUGGAUGCUUGGCAUUGAAUAGUGUGAUUGAUGUGAUUAAGGGUCCUAGAAGAAAUGAGCUCCUGGAAGCCAUUGCAGAUUUAGCUGUGUGCCUCUCCCAAGAUCCUUAUGGAAACUUUGUGGUGCAGAACCUGCUGGGACUCCAGUACCCCAACAUCACAAAGAAAAUAUGCUAUUUGUUGAAGGAUCACUACGCAAGGAUCUCGAUGCUGAAAGGCGGCAGCCAUGUGGUGGAAAGAUGCCUCAAGUCUCCAGAGAGGGGUUAUGCAGUUGAAGCUUUUGUGGAGUGCCAAGAGCAAGUACUAGUGAAUGUUGCCAGGGAUCAAUUCGGGAAUUAUGUCAUCCAGACAGCACUCAAGGAAACAAAGCAUGCCGACCGCGCACUCCAUGACAGACUUGUAAUGAAACUCAGAUCACAUCUUCGAGAUCUGCAGCGUGGAUAUGGAAGGAACGUCUGCAAUUUGAUCUGUAACCAAGACUCUUACUAACUGUGGAUCAUUCUAUGAGUCGGAUUGCAUGUUAUUCCCUAUGCUUAACUCUCUGAGCUUCUACUCAUCUGUUUAACAUUACCAUAUACGUACGUGUUUUGUUUCCUGCUUUCUUUUUCAAGAUUAAUGUAUAGAGUGUUGAUCAAAAUUUCUAUGACCAAUGUAAGACAUUCAAGUUAUAAAUAUCGGUUCUGGUU
Molecule: messenger RNA, 1517 nt
Organism: Rubroshorea leprosula
Lineage: Eukaryota; Viridiplantae; Streptophyta; Magnoliopsida; Malvales; Dipterocarpaceae
Source: the annotation of a GenBank genome assembly